AUGGCAGAUCUCUUGACGUUGCAGCAGAUCACAGAGCUGAAGGAGGCCUUCGCCGUGUUUGACAAGGACUCCGACGGGAGCAUCACAGUGGAUGAUCUUGGUGAGGUCUUCGAGGCCAUCGGUCAGAAGGUAUCACGGAAGAAGCUCCAUGCGAUGAUGGCCGAGGCCGACUUGGACGCCAAUGGUGUGAUUGACUUCCCGGAGUUCCUCACGCUCGCUGCCACCAAACUCAAUGACCCGGAGGAAAAGGAACUGGAGCUGCGCCGCGCCUUCAGCAUCUACGAUCUUGGAAAUACUGGGUUUAUCAAUGCCACUGACCUGCGAUUUGUCAUGGGCCGGUUAGGCUGCCCUCUCUCAAUGGCGCAGGCAUUUGAGAUGAUCGGCGAGGCAGAUAUUGACGGGGAUGGAUGCCUAAGCUUCAACGAGUUUCGGCGGGUUAUGAUCGAGGGGUGGCCUUGA
Molecule: messenger RNA, 459 nt
Organism: Trypanosoma rangeli
Lineage: Eukaryota; Euglenozoa; Kinetoplastea; Trypanosomatida; Trypanosomatidae
Product: calmodulin
Exons: 1
Coding region: 1-459 (152 amino acids)
Molecular function (GO): calcium ion binding; enzyme regulator activity
Source: RefSeq, a predicted model, not a curated record